Messenger RNA from Pochonia chlamydosporia 170, 153 nucleotides. RefSeq lists its product as hypothetical. The record is from RefSeq and is a predicted model, not a curated record. The transcript has a single exon. Bases 1 to 153 code for a protein of 50 amino acids. NCBI's taxonomy places the organism in Eukaryota, Fungi, Ascomycota, Sordariomycetes, Hypocreales, Clavicipitaceae.
AUGGCCACAGCAGUCGGACACCAAAGUGCCAAGGCUGGGGGUCUGGUGGUUGCUGGUGGCUGCUGGUUCCGGACAGACGCAUCAAGACCAGAGGCUGGCCAGGAUGGUGGCCUGCUAAUAGUAAUGGUGCCAGGCUGUACGAUGGCUACCUAG